Molecule: messenger RNA, 495 nt
Organism: Prunus armeniaca (apricot)
Lineage: Eukaryota; Viridiplantae; Streptophyta; Magnoliopsida; Rosales; Rosaceae
Source: the annotation of a GenBank genome assembly
AUGGCCCUAAAACCGUACGUAGCUUUAGAUAAUGAGAAGGAGAAGCUGAAAAUGGAAGAGAAGGAAGGUGUUCAGAACGCUAACAACGGUGGUGAUUGCGAGAAGAAUGAAGAUGAAGAUGAUUUCUCUUUCACCUGCACCAACCCCGACAGCAAGGGCCAAAGGGGUUGCUGCUUCUUCUUCCUCUUUGCGGCCGCCAUUCAAGAAGCUCUUCUUCAAAGAGCGAGAUACAUUAACCUCGGCAACGUCGUUUUACAACUCAGGAGGUGGACUUGGGUCCUGAUCCAUGAGAUCAACCAGCUUCUGAGUUUGAUCAUCAACACCUUCUACAACAACAAGGAGAUCUUCUGUGAGCUCAUUAGUAAUGCCUCUGAUGAUAGUAGCCUCCGAUCAUGCUUAGGGCUACGAAAUUACAGUUGUAGGGACUUUUUCGUUCCGGCAGCUACAAACGGGCUAGGUUGCCUUAAAGAGCAGAUGGAUGAAAUUGCCCAUUGA